AUGACUAGUCGCAUGGACAGAUAUUCCAGAAAUUCGACUCCACCUUCACUGCAGUACGUGGGAAAGCAUCUAAUGAACGGCCACCUGGCACUUCAAAUGCAGCAGCAGGCCAUGGAUCCAACUUGCUUGAUGCCUUCUCUCUUGCGCGCUUCAUCUCUCAGAGCAGCCCCAAAGGAUAGCUCUCCUUUCUGCCUUCCAAUGAACUCACAAAACAAACAAUAUGGUCAGGAGCGCCCGUACGAGUCUCACCAACCUCACCAGCCUCACGCCGCACAAACUUCUCAACAGCUUCACAAGCAGAAUCACAAAGAUUUGAAAUAUUCAGAUAAAUCUACAAAUGUUGGAAUGGCGAAACAGCCAGUGUUAACGUCGUCGUCAUCGUUGCUGUCCUCAAUCCCAAUGCAGCAUAACAACAUGUUCUCCUUACCUCCAACCUCAUUUUCAAACCGCACCGGCAACAUUGAACACAGUUUAAACAGCAGCUUCAAAAAAUCUUUUGACUACCGCCAAGCCCUACAAAAUCUCAUGCCGCAUCAAUUCCUACAACAGCAGCUGCAGCAGCGACAUCAUCCACAACAGCUGCUACAACGACAACAGCUGCAGUUCAAACAAAACCAGCUGCAAGCUCACAGCAAUAAUUUUAAAAUGUUGAACAGUUCCAUUCGACAACAUCUCCAACAACCUCAGACCUUAUACUCUGCUAAUCAACAGACGAUUUACAGGGAAGAAACAAAAUUUUACAAUAACCAACCUCAGCAGAUCGAAACAUUCCGAAAAAAAGUUGGCAGGCCUAGGUUGUCCGAGGAAAUGAAGUUAAGAAACAAAAAUAAUAAACUGAAACUGAAGAAACAAGAAAUAAAAAUGAGACAUCAACUGAAACCUUACUCCCCACAAAACCUUUCAACGUGUUCAUCAAAAAUGCUUGUAGAUGUUCCCGGUAAACAAUUAUUACAUAAUCAACCUCGAGAUUACUUAAUUCAGAAUCAACAAGAAAAAUACAAAACUCCAAAAAAGUAUGAAAAAAUGUCUAGCAGAAACAAAUUGCUGUCAAUUGCAAAAAAGAGAAUCGUAAGCGGAAAAUUUGGCGUUUUAAAUUGUCUAAAACUGUACAGAAAGUGUAAAAAAGAUUUGAAAUUGAAGAAAUUCUUUCAAACAAAUUCAUCAGCACCUUCCAUGCCUGCGACGAAUGCGAACAACCAAAUCCCGGUUUAUCAGAAAAAUUUCAACAGAGUCUACAAAACAUUGGUGAACUUUGACCCCACAAAAACAUCCAAAUCGGGAAAACAUAUUUCGUCUCAAACAUCACUACAGAAAAAAAUGUAUCCAUUUAAGAUGAUCAGUCCUGGCUAUUCAAACAACGCUGAUUAUUUCAACACGAACGAUGCAAAAUAUCAAAAGUUUGUUACUAACAAUAAAAAGUUAAAUUGCGACGUCCAGACGCGAGAUGUAAACAUUCCAAAAACUUCGGCUCACACCAACAAAUCGGGCACCAUGAACUCUCAUGACGACACAAAUAGCUCAAAGAAAUCAGAACAGAGCCAAGUGAUCGAGCCUAAACCGAAUGUGAUACCUCAGUUCUUCAAUGCUGGCAGUGCAGCUGUCGUUGAAGACGGCAGUCCCAAAAACAAAACCUUUGAAAUGACGAAUGCAUCGCUUCCCGCCAAAAAGAGGAAAUGGCUACAUGUCGAAACGACAGAAAAGCCGUUACUACAUUCGACUGGCUGCAACAGCGCUGUUCGCAAUGGAACAACCAACAACAACAUCAACCGCAGCAUCGGAAAUGACAUCAAAAACAGCAACAACAACAAUGCCGAUUUUAAAAAAGCAAAAAAUGAAAUAAACCAAGCCAGCAUGUACAGAAUAACCAGAUUAGCAAGGAUGAAUGUUUGGAAUUGUUUGAAACUGAUGGCAACGGCUGUAUAA
Molecule: messenger RNA, 1923 nt
Organism: Helobdella robusta
Lineage: Eukaryota; Metazoa; Annelida; Clitellata; Rhynchobdellida; Glossiphoniidae
Exons: 3
Coding region: 1-1923 (640 amino acids)
Source: RefSeq, a predicted model, not a curated record